GCCAGAGGCUGUAGAAGCGCGCCCGGCACCCCCUCCUGUUCCAGUCCCCUCCCCCGGUGGCUUUCGCUCACCCUAUCCCCUCCCCCGGCAGCUUGGGCUGCCUGCGGGUGUGCAGAGCAGCGCUCGGCGUCCGAUCCCCUCCUGCAGGAGCCCUCAGCGCGAGCGCAGAUACCGGAGCGCUCGUGGCACCCCCUCCCCGCCGCCGAGCGACGAUGAGCCGUGGUGCGGGGGUCGUGGAGAGCAGUGAUGAUCACAAUGCCUCUUUGGAAGAAAAAGAUUGCCCUAGCCCCAACCUGGAUACUUCAAAGGACUCUAAAUCAGGAGAAGACAGCAGUUCAGAGAGCAGUUCUGAAAGUGAAUCUGAUAAUGAGGAGCCAGAAAUAGAAAAAACAAAUGGAGAGCCAGGAGAGCCUUCCGCCGAGGAGUCUUACGCUCAGGAAUUUAAUAAAAUCCAGUCUCACUGUGAACACUGUAAUGCUGAAAAUAAACACAAUGAACAAGUGACCCCCAGGCUCCUUUCCCGGGGACAGUUUCUACUGAAGGUGGACACGGAGGGAGUUUAUCAGUGCACAGAAACUGGCCUGAUAUUUGAGGUUAACAAGAAAGUGGACAUCAAGUAUUGCGUUUUGUCCUGGAGCAAAUAUGCAGACCUCAUUGUUAAGCCCUGGAUUGUUGGUGGACCCUUGUUUGAUGUUAAAUGUGACCCAGCCUCUCUUACCUCCAUUCAGUUUCCACAUUCCCUCUGCUUGGGUCACCGUGAUGCCAACAUGAUGUUCAAAGUCUUCCAUGUUAAAAGUUCUGGGGCCACAUUAGAAUAUACGGUGGAUCAUUCUGCAACCCAUGUCAAGUGGCAUGUGAGCUCUCUCUCUCCCGUGGGACCCGUUAUUCAAAGCGAAGAAGCAGUAUACCACCAUGGGGCUGUGAUUCUGUACAAAACCAUCGACCAUAAUCCCUCCUUGUCUUUUCGUGUCUACAUAGCAACCAAUAAUGAGUCCUUCAUCAAGGAUAUUUCCAAGUCUGUAAAGCACUCCUCUAAGAGAUUCAUGAAAAUCGACAAGCCUCCUGUUUGCCAGAAGUUAUUGCAGAAUGGGAAGAAAUACAGACUGAUCAGUGAACCAGAAGCUGAAAUUACCCCAGAGGAAAUUGAAUUCGUUGAUGGUUCACUCUUAAAGUUGAAAAGUUACAUUGAAGUGUAUUUGGAGCAACCAGUGGAGUUUAAAUUACUUUUAGUUGAAAUGGAUUCCGAGGAAAUUGUAUGGAAAGCAAAACUGAGAGAAUGUGACUGGGUUCAGCAUGAUCAGAAUCAGAAGAUUCCAAAAACCAGCAUAAGUGGUAACAGACGACGAAAAAUGAGUAGCAGCUUAGCUGACGAGGGGGUCUAUGACAAAAGAAUGAAGCAGGUUGAUGCCUCAGAUGGAGCGAAGAGUAGAACGCUGUUAACAGAUGCUCAGUUGAUCACCCUGGCUGGGAAGUUGGGGGAGGAGUGGAUACAAAUUGCUAUUGCCAACCUGGAGUUGGAGAUUAGCGAUAUUGAUGAUAUCCGGGAGAAGAAAGAUGAUGUUACAAUCUAUAAGUUUAAGAUGCUGAAGAAGUGGCAAGAAAAGGAGCAUUGUAAUGCCACAGCCCAGAAUUUAUAUAACUGCUUGAAAAACGUUGUUUCCAUUGAAAUUCAAGGUGUGCUGGAAGGUUUUUUACAGGAAACGUGAGGUUUGGAAGAUGAACUGAAAAAGGAAGCCUCAGGAACUUUCAUCUGCAAAAGGCCGUUUCAACUAGUAAUUGGUUAAAGACUUGAUUAGACCUUGAACUUCACCAGACAGGGGAAACAGCUUCUUUUAUAGUCAGCCCUUCCACAAUUCACAUUAUUCAGGGACAAGAGGAAUGUAAAAUAGUUGCAAAACUUUCAGAGGAGAAACACUCUAUAAUAUAGAGAUUUUUCUGUGUGCAUCUCCUGCUCACACCAUCCCUUCCUGUUCCCCCACCAAAACAAGUACACUCACAACGGGUGCUUAAAAUGACGUUGUCAACUCAGUCAGGUGAGAACUAUGGGGAUUUUCCUUUGGGAGUCUGUGAACUAUGAAAUUCGUAUCAAGUGUUUGAAACAUUUUAGCAGUUAAGGCAUGGUGUAUUUAAAUUUGUUCCAAUCUAGUUCUGCUUCUUUCAUAUUGGCAUUAAUAAUGAAAAGAGGUUUGAGUUCUUUUAGCUCCCGCACAGACAGGCACACAUGCCCCUGGUACAGUGUAUCUUUUUGUGUGGGAUAUGAUUUCUAUAUCUUAGAUUACUAACCUGUCUGGUUAACAGUCUGUUAAACUGUUACCAGAUCAUAUUAUCAGGUCCUAGGAUGAUUAGAAAGGAAUGUAUGGUGGUAUGCACUUUCAAAGGGAUCUCCUUAUCUCACAGGGAGAUAAGAUUAGUUGGAUCUUUAGAGAGUCCUUUCAGAUUUCAACAACCUUCUGAAAUCACCAGGUCAAACACUGUAUUUCUUGACUUUCACUCUGGGAUCAUUUACUUUCUGUGGGAGAAAUGCUCCUCAGAAAUAGCUUUAGCAGGACCAAGGGAAAACUGUCAUCUCUUCUUGAAGAAGACUUGCCCCAGGGAAAACUGGGCCACAUUGGCUCUUGUUAAUUGGUGAAACAUUUUUUAUAUGUAUAGAUAUUGUCACUAUCCCAGAAUCAUGCAUGUGGUGAUUAAUGUUUUGUUAACUUAUUUGAAGAAAUCAUACAUUACCAUUAGUCUUCUGGAGACAUUGGCUGGGGAAUAAAAUAAAUCUCAAUGAAUUAAUCAGAGAAACACAUUUUAAGUGUUGUUUUGCCUGUGAAGAACAAAUUCACUUUAUAGGAAAGAACAUAUUUGAAUUGUCAGGGAUCCUGUGGAAUCCAGAUCAGUGUGACUUUAUGAGAUUUUUUUAAAAACUGUACAAUAUUUUAAGAAACACAUGCAAUUUUAACAUCCAGAAACAUAAAAUACUUAACUCGAAUUUUUAAUUUUUAUUAUUUUGUUUUGUUAAGUUGUUAUCAAAAGAAAAGUGUAAUUUCAGAAGUACUGUAUAUAUAAGCUGAUUUCAACCUUUUUCAAACUAUGGAUGAAGGAAAGAAAAAUAAAUCUGCAUCUGUACAGA
Choloepus didactylus (southern two-toed sloth) is the source of this 3115-nucleotide messenger RNA. Its product is annotated as NACHT, LRR and PYD domains-containing protein 1b allele 3-like. Gene Ontology annotation, biological process: mRNA export from nucleus; regulation of DNA-templated transcription elongation; signal transduction. The record is from RefSeq and is a predicted model, not a curated record. Lineage: Eukaryota; Metazoa; Chordata; Mammalia; Pilosa; Megalonychidae. Gene Ontology annotation, cellular component: THO complex part of transcription export complex. Bases 213 to 1706 code for a protein of 497 amino acids. Gene Ontology annotation, molecular function: protein binding. The transcript has 16 exons.